Molecule: messenger RNA, 2077 nt
Organism: Charadrius vociferus (killdeer)
Lineage: Eukaryota; Metazoa; Chordata; Aves; Charadriiformes; Charadriidae
Gene: RDH10
Product: retinol dehydrogenase 10 (all-trans)
Exons: 6
Coding region: 1-795 (264 amino acids)
Cellular component (GO): lipid droplet
Molecular function (GO): oxidoreductase activity, acting on the CH-OH group of donors, NAD or NADP as acceptor
Source: RefSeq, a predicted model, not a curated record
AUGGUGCGCCACAUCUACCGGGAGAUGGCCGAGGCGGCCGCCGCCAACCCCAGAGUAGCUGGAGAUGGAGAGAAAGAUGCGCUGCCCCACUCCAGCUUGCAGGUUUACACGUACACCUGCGACGUGGGCAAAAGAGAAAACGUCUACUCGACAGCUGAGAGGGUCCGCAAAGAGGUUGGCGAGGUGUCCGUCCUGGUUAACAAUGCUGGUGUCGUCUCUGGGCACCAUCUCCUGGAGUGUCCUGAUGAGCUUAUUGAGAGGACCAUGAUGGUCAACUGUCAUGCACACUUCUGGACCACUAAAGCAUUCCUUCCCAAGAUGCUGGAAAUGAAUCAUGGACACAUCGUGACAGUUGCAAGUUCCUUGGGAUUGUUCAGUACUGCUGGAGUGGAGGAUUAUUGCGCCAGCAAAUUUGGAGCUGUAGGUUUCCAUGAGUCUUUGAGCCAUGAAUUGAAGGCUGCUGAAAAGGACGGAAUUAAAACAACUUUAGUCUGCCCUUAUCUUGUAGAUACAGGAAUGUUUAGAGGGUGCAGGAUCAGAAAAGAAAUUGAGCCUUUCCUUCCACCCUUGAAACCAGAAUACUGUGUGAAGCAGGCUAUGAGAGCUAUCCUUACAGACCAGCCAAUGAUCUGCACACCCCGCCUCAUGUAUAUGGUCACCUUCAUGAAAAGUAUUCUGCCUUUUGAAGCAGUUGUAUGCAUGUACCGAUUUUUGGGAGCAGACAAGUGUAUGUACCCUUUCAUCGCUCAAAGGAAACAGGCUACAAACAACAAUGAAGCAAAAAAUGGAAUUUAACACUGUUUUGGAUGGACUAACAUUUAUGGGUGAAUACGAUAGUUACAUGACUGAAUUACAAAGUGCACUUGCAUCUAACAGAUGCAAAUGUCAACAUCUUACUGUGGCAUUCUCUUGGGUCCUAAACCUGUGUAUUGAACUCUAAAAAUCAAUGGUUUUUUAUAUACUGUAAAUAAAACUGACUAGAGUACUUGGAAAAUGUGAUAGGUAAGCAAAGUGAAUUUACAAUGUAGCUGCCGCCAUUGUCCUUUAGAAUAUCACUGUAUGUACAGUAAACUAGUCAUACUACUUCUUGUAGGGAUGCACUGUGUGAUCUCUUCCUCAGCCUGCCAAGGCUUAUAAGAGCUGUCUCCAACUAGAAGAUGGAAUGUUUCAGAAAUUGUUUGUCUUUCCCUAUGUUAUUUAUUUGGGAAGAGGGAGGGAGGGAAAUCUUGAGAUUUAAGCUACUGCUCAUGACCUUUCAGCAAAUUCAAGGACAAUUUCUGAAUGCAUCUCUUCACUUGUUCACCCAAGCUCUCUAAAGGACACAUGGCCAAAUUGUGGUGUAAUUCUCUUUUGUAGCAACUGUGUGUGUUCUAUUUAAACAAAGAUAAAAAGAAAUUUGUAAAUCUCUGCCGAUUCAAAGGCAAGUGAAUGUCUCAAAUACUCUCAAAGCAAACGUGUACUGGGCAUCUGGUUUUCUAGGAAUGCAGUCAAUGACUUAAACUGACUUUUUUCAAGUCACUUGAUUUGAAAUAUGCUCUGUUCUGUUUCCCUCUAUAUGUCAGAGUCCAACCUACCGUUAUGGACUAUAUGUUUCUUUUCUUCCUCCUCAUUCUUACUUCCGACAGAGUUCUCCCACCCCCCGAGGAAGCUGUUGUAUUAAAUUUCUGUAACUGGACUUGUGCCUAAAAGACAAAGCAACUCAGCUGAGAUACAAACUGUUUAUGUAAGUGCUGGUCAUAUGCCAAUUAUUAGUAAAGGAAAAAUAGAAUAAUGCCUGAUGCAACUCUACAUGCAGAAUAUGGAAGGGUGUAAAGAUUUUUUUGAGUUGUACUCACAUUGUAGAACAGCAAAUGACAUUUUUACAGUAUUUUUUGUAAAGCGAACAAUUUUGUGCCUUGAAUUUGGUAAUCUGUAUUAGUGAAGCAUUGUAAAAGUGAACUUCUACCUCUGUAUCUUAAUGUAUACCAUCCACUUGUAAACUACUAUCGGACAAAUUGUGAUUACUUUUUUAGAAUGUCUUGUUAAAUAGUGACUAAUGCCUGUGGUUAUUAAAGUGAGCCACCUUUUCCUUAAAACA